Closterium sp. Yama58-4 is the source of this 597-nucleotide messenger RNA. Lineage: Eukaryota; Viridiplantae; Streptophyta; Zygnematophyceae; Desmidiales; Closteriaceae. The record is from the annotation of a GenBank genome assembly.
AUGAUCUUAAUUUUGCACAUCAGUGCUGUUGUGGGCUAUGGGCAGGCCAAGGUUGCAGACUUUGGGCUUGUGAAACUUGGUGGGGGCACCGCUAUGGGCACGUCUGUGGCUGCCACUCGAGUGAUGGGAACACCAGGCUAUGUGGACCCUGCGUAUUUCAAUUCUCACAAAGCCACUCCAGCAGCAGAUGUACACAGUUUUGGCGUGGUGAUGCUGGUGGUUAUCACGGCACGCAAGGCUGUGCAUGUAACAGAGGACAACCAGAUCAAUCUCAAACAAUUGGUGGCCCCGUUGGUGGACUCUGGUGCUGUAUUGGCGUUUAAGGACCCCCACUUGGACGCACCACACGACUUGGUGCUGCGCUGGGCUCGCCUUGCCCUCUCAUGCACUGCCAUGCCUGCAGCCUCCCGCCCCUCCAUGAAUCAAGUGCUGGGAGAGCUAGUGAAGUUGAAGCAGGAAGUGAUCGGAGCACAUGUGGGCGAUGCAAUAUCUCGCAUUGACAUGGAGAUUGAGUGUUCCAUUGGCUCCUCCGGCUUCACUACUGAAUUGGCCCGUGCGGAGCGAGAGGCCGAGCCAACUGGCUCUCCUAUUGAAUAG